This is a messenger RNA of Sardina pilchardus (European sardine), 2563 nucleotides long. RefSeq names its product interferon-induced protein 44-like. Gene Ontology annotation, biological process: immune response. Gene Ontology annotation, molecular function: GTP binding. Lineage: Eukaryota; Metazoa; Chordata; Actinopteri; Clupeiformes; Clupeidae. The transcript has 8 exons. The record is from RefSeq and is a predicted model, not a curated record. Bases 584 to 1930 code for a protein of 448 amino acids.
AGGUGAUUGAAUUUGGGCCUGAUUGACCUGCAAAUAUGAAGGAAGGCUCAGCUCCCAGGGACAGACGAGCUCCCUCUCCACUCCACGUCGACGCUAAACUAUUUUGUUUUCGUAUGUCUACUGGGCUACAUGCCCACCAAGUGUCCGGGUAUUACGGUGUCCCGGGAAUUGUUGACGUUGACCAAAAAUUCAGGAAGUAGAUGACGAAAAAAAAAAAAGUUUGAUCAUUAUACAGUAUGACCAAUAUUAGCCUACUGUAGUGGGGCACUGACUUAUUUGCAUUGUUUGAUUGUGAAUUAUUUAUUUCCAAAAGAUAACAGCAUGGGUUUUAGUAUGGGUUCAUAAUGAGCACAAUUGCGCAAAUCUGGUUUCGAUUCAUAACAACUGAAAGCACAUGGGUCCCGGGUGCAGUAGGCUAGCCUACGGUCGCUGUGAAGUUUCGAUUUUAGGAACGGCAGUACAGUCCCUUUCGGCUAUAAGCUUACGAAGUGCGAAUAUUGACGUAGACUGCUCGAAAUUGUAUUAACCCACCAAACUUGCUGUGAAUCCUGUGUUUUGUAGGUGUCCCUCUGUAAGGACCAUCAUGAGCGUCAUAACAUCCAAACUGACCAGAGACCAAGAGAAGAAGAUCUGUUCUAUGUUUGGCCAUGCCAAACUCAGUCUGAUAUUCAAAGCUAGUGUCCAUGGAUAUCAUAGUAAUAACUUUCACUAUAAGUGCAGUCAACAAGGCCCUACCCUCACUGUUGCUUACAACAAUUCAGGAUUCAUAUUUGGGGCAUACACUAGUAAAGAUUAUGCACGAACAGGGCAAAAUAUUAUCGAUGAAAAAGCUUUUUUGUUCAGCCUUGAUGGAAGAGAGCAGAACCCUGAGCCUUAUCGUGUUACAAGUACUGGCCAGUACUCCUUCAUUGAUGGAGCCACUGGUCCACAUUUUGGGUCUCUGGUCUUCCUCUUCAACAAUGUAGCCACCAUCCAAAGUAACCCAGGGAAUGUCUUCAACUUUGAUCCAUUAAAAAUGCAUGGAAAUGAUUUGCAAUUGACUGAGUUUGAAGUCUACAGAGUUGAGGAGUGUGAUGCUCUCUUGACAAAGCCUUGGAGGAAUGUCACAUGGAAUGCUGAGACGAAAAAGGGCCUAAUGGAGACCAUUGCAAACUGGAAGUCUGGCGUUAACUCAGUGGACCAGGCCCGGAUACUGCUUGUUGGGCAGGUGGGGGCUGGGAAGUCAAGCUUCUUCAACGCUGUCAGUUCAGUCUUCAAAGGUCAUGUGACAAGUCAGGCCAACACAGGCACUGCAGGGACCAGUCUGACCACACAGUUCCGCACCUACUCUGUCAGAGGAGGACCCAGUAAGAAGGCCCUGCCUAUUGUUCUGUGUGACACCAUGGGACUGGAAGAGGGCUUAAAUGCUGGUCUGGAUAUUGAAGAUUUCACAAGCAUCCUCAAGGGACAUGUACAAGACCGCUACCAGUUCAACCCAUCAAUGCCCAUACAAGAGGACGCUCCUGGUUUCCGCAAGUCUUUCACACUGAAGGACAAGAUCCACUGUGUGGUCUAUGUGAUUGACACCGCCAAAGUCAAACUCCUCCCAGCCAGAAUGGUAGAGAAAUUUGCUGCUUUCCGCAGGAAAACCAACCAGCUAGGUAUUCCUCAGCUUGUGCUCAUGACCAAGGUGGAUGAGGCCUGUCGCUUAGUUGCAGAGGACCUGACAAAUGUUUACUGCAGCCGGACCAUUGAGGCAAUGAUGCGUGAUGUUGCUGCCCAGCUGGGGGUGUCCAUGUCAGCUGUGAUCCCGGUGAAGAACUACAGUCAGGAACUGGAGCUGGACCUGCACACAGACAUCCUGCUACUCAACUCCGUAGUCCAGAUGCUUCGGGUGGCAGAGAGCUACUUUGAUGAUCUCUUCAUGGACGAAGAAGAGAAGGCUGACUAGGACUUUCAUUUGUGGAGCUCUGACUUCACUGCAUGAUUAAGAAUCUUUAUGCUUAUCCUUUAUCUCCUCUCAAGUUCAUGUGGUAAUGUAGAUGGAUAAUGUAGAUCCAUCAGGUUUCAAACACUUUGUUUUUUCCUGAGGUAUCAGUAUACAAAUUGAAUGCAAGUCAUAUAUUAUGUUAGAGUAUGGUUGAGUCAUGGUAUACCCUCAAUACUGAUAAAUAUAAAUAUGGAUGUAUAUCUCGAUAAUCAACUUUUUCAGUUUAAUGGCAUUAAUUUAGCUUAAUCGAUGUUUCCUGUGAACCAUACAUCAUAUUUGCAAUAUAAGAUAGUAUAUGACAUCAUUGAGCUGUGAUUGCCUUCUUGCAACAGUAUUCAAAGGUAGAGUCUAGGAAAUGUCAUUCUUUGGUAUUCUCUUUGGGUUUUUUGUUUGUUUGUUUGUUUAAAUGUUCAUUUUUGUCAACAUGAGACCUAUAGGUUUACAUUAUGUGGAGGUGAAUGUUUCACCGGUGUUACCAUUGAUCUUGAUCAUGAUAAAAUGUUUCGUCUUUACAGUAUAUUUGUUAGAUUGUUGGAUUGUUGAAUUAGGGCAAAAUGCCAAGAUGCUCUGUUAAUAAACAAGAUUUAGCAGGGA